ACUGUUACCUAUUUUUGUAUGUGUCAUCUAUUGCGUAGAGAAAGAAAGAAAGAAAAAAAAAAUUGGAACAUUUGAGGAAUCUACGGCCUGGUCUAUUCCGGUUCAGCUCUUCCUGGAGUAACCUGUCGUCUGAUGAAUCAACGUCCAAUGCACCUCAUGUUUGUUACUCCGUACUAAAUAAAUACGUAGUAAUUUGCAAUUACGAUUUUAAUUUGUUUAUGAAGGAGAAGCAUCUUUAGUUUCAGUGAUUUUUGGAGGGAAUCUUAGCAGCUAUGGGGACAACCGCAUUGAUUUCAGCUAUGCGUAGAGCUCACGCAAAAAAAAUCAUCUACUUCAAUCCAUUGAUUCGGUCUCAGCUAGACCAUCUCCCUUCCAGCAAGGGUGGCGAAAUCCCUAGCUUUUUUACUCAGAGGAGAUCGCAUAUAGGACAUGAUCAUCACUGUCAUCCGCACCACGAUCAUCAUGGAAAUGAAGGAGAGAAGAUUUUUCGUCUCGGCCUGGCCGCCGACGUCAGUUUGGCUGCUGGAAAAGCAUUUACGGGGUACGUCUGUGGAAGCACCGCGAUUAUUGCCGACGCUGCUCAUUCCAUCUCCGAUGUGGUUCUGAGUGGUGUGGCGUUGCUGUCGUACAAAGCUGCAAAGGCUCCUAAGGACAACGAACACCCAUAUGGUCACUUUUGAUCUGGCAUGGUAAAUUCGAGACUCUAGGUGCCCUUGGAAUUUCAGGCAUGCUGUUGGCAACUGGGGGAGGUAUAGCAUGGCAUGCUUUGGAUGUGUUAAUGGGAAUGUGGUCAGCAGUGCCUGAAGUUGUUAAUGUGUCACUAGCUCAUCACCAUGAUGGUCGAGUUGGACAUCAUCAUGGAAUUGAUAUGGAUCAUCCUGUUCUUGCUUUAAAUAUGACUAUACUGUCUAUCGCUGUCAAAGAAGGAUUGUACUGGAUAACAAAGAGAGCUGGAGAGAAGACAGGAAGCGGGCUGAUGAAAGCUAAUGCAUGGCAUCAUCGUGCUGAUUCUAUUUCUUCACUAGUUGCUCUAAUUGGAGUUGGUGGAUCUUUUCUUGGAGUGAGUUUCUUGGAUCCUCUUGCUGGACUUGUUGUUGCUGGUAUGAUCCUAAAAGCAGGAAUGGAAACUGGUCACCAGAGUGUCCUGGAAUUAGUUGAUGCUGCCAUCCCUUCUCAUGUUUUGGAGCCCUUCAGAAGCACAAUACUGCAGGUCAAUGGGGUUAAGGGAUGCAAUCACCUCAGAGGAAGGAGAGCAGGCUCAUUUUUGUAUCUUGAUGUUAAUGUUGAGGUGGAUCCCUUUUGUAGUGUGAGUGCUGCACAUGAAAUUGGGGAACUUGUACGACAUGAAAUUCAGCGAUCACACCCUCAAGUUGUUGAAGUCUUUGUACACAUAGGUCCUUCAACUUCACAUCUUCAUCAUCAUCAUCAUAAGAACAAAGAGGAGACAGUGGAGUUCUACAACACCAUGUCUUCUUUUGAGCAGCACCAUACGGAGGAGCUUACAAGGACUAUUUCAAAUGUCUUGUCGUCCAAAUUUUCAGAGAAAAUAAUGAUGGAGAGGAUUACACGACACGUGUUGGAAGGUAAGCAGACAAUUCUUCAAGUCGAAGUCUCUAUGCCUGAAGAACUCGUAAUCAGGGAUGCUGUGAAACUUGCUAAAGAAGCAGAGGAAAUGAUCAGAGAGGGAGGAGCAGGUGCUAAUGUUGGACAUGUGUCCUUCCUGCUCCGUUUGGGCCAUCCUAUGCCCAACGUGUAGUGGAUUGACACCACCCAUGAUAGCUUUGUGGUUUGUCCUAACCAAAAUGGCCCAAUAACUAGACUGUCAAAUUUAACAUGAAAUAAUUCUUUCAAUAGAAUUAAAAUAUAGACAAAUGUACAAUUAGAAUCACUAUUGUUUACACUCCUAAUUGAAAAAGAUUUGUACUUUCAACAGGAUUAUAAAAUCAUAUCGAGAGUUUUAUUUGUACCCAAUUUAUAUUUUAGCCCUAUUCAAAGCAAUUUUUGUUUCAACA
Messenger RNA from Cuscuta epithymum, 2012 nucleotides. NCBI's taxonomy places the organism in Eukaryota, Viridiplantae, Streptophyta, Magnoliopsida, Solanales, Convolvulaceae. The record is from the annotation of a GenBank genome assembly.